This is a messenger RNA of Suillus bovinus, 318 nucleotides long. RefSeq lists its product as uncharacterized. Bases 1 to 318 code for a protein of 105 amino acids. NCBI's taxonomy places the organism in Eukaryota, Fungi, Basidiomycota, Agaricomycetes, Boletales, Suillaceae. The record is from RefSeq and is a predicted model, not a curated record. The transcript has 3 exons.
AUGCGUCCCAAGUAUGAAACUGAGGAAGAGCGUCAUGAGGCUCGACUAAAAUCAAAGAAGGAGAGCUAUGCACGAGGGGCAGCUGUGCAUCUUGAUAGUUUAUGGUCAAGUCUAGGCUACCAUAGCAGCACUCUCCAAUGCAAAUUCCUGGAGUCAUAUGGGAUGUCAAUUGUGACUGAGGUAGAUCGAGAGGGUUGGGAUUCAGUCAAGCCAGGAUGUGAGGCAGGCUUUGCCGAGGUGAAGCAUGUGCUUCAGCAAGCAUAUGACUUGCGCAUCGAGGCCUGUGAUGUUAAGGGGCCUCUCACAGAUCAAUUGUGA